AAUACUCGCACGUUCUGAAGAUGGCAGAUAACAAAAGAAAUGUGAGGGGAAACAAUGUUUAGUGUCUGUUCUUAAACGUUCAGAAAGUCGAAAUUAAUGUCAUAAACGUGAAAUUCUCUGGUGGUGUAAAAUUUGCAGUGUCUCGUAACGCGAAAUUAAUCUGACGUACGAAAUGGCAAAGUUACUUCGUGGCCCAUCAGUACAACUCGCCAACAUUCUAAGGUUUAUGUCCAGUGGGAAACAAAAAUCCUCUGGACCUACGGGAUGUAAUAAUAAACCUUCUGAGAAAAAACCAGAUCCUUGUAAGGAAAAACCAGAUCCUUGUCAGAAAAACCCAGAUCCUUGCGAGAAAAAAUCAGAUUCUAGUGCGAAAAAACCGGAUCCUUUCGCGAAAAACCCAGAUCCUUGUGACAAAAAACCAGAUCCCUGUGCGAAGAAACCGGACCCCUGUGAGAAAAAACCAGGUCCCUGUGCGAAGAAACCGGACCCCUGUGAGAAAAAACCAGGUCCUUGUGAGAACAAACCCGAUCCUUGUGCGAAAAACCCAGAUCCCUGCAACAAAAUUUUAGAUGCAACACAAUUCGCCAUAAAAGAUAAUGCUGCAAUUUAUUCCAAAAAAAGCGAUUGUGCAUCUAGUGAGAAAAAUUAUGCUCCAGGAAUUGAUUUAAGCAAUCCUUGUGGCGGAAAAUCUUAUGUUCCACCUUCAGUGCCUCCUAAGGAAUCUUGUCACUGUGAUGAACCCGCGAUGGAAUUUUGCCCUGUUACCGAAAAAAUGAAGGCCCGAAUGAAAUUUUGGCAGUUUGCAAGUCUCUUCGGAGCAAUUCCUGCUGUUGGUUUGGCACUGACAAUCAUCCUACCGGCUAGUCACGAAUCAAAAAAGAAACCACGAGACGAAUACGUCAACUAUUCAUACAUGCAUCGUAUUACAAAACCUUAUUGGUGGGGAGAUGGUCAUCACGGUAUUUUUCAUAAUCCGGUUGUAAAUCCAAUUCCACCAAAUGGUUACGAAGUGCCAGAUCCUUAUGCAGUGGAUGGUAAUAAAGAAGGAGAUGGAAAACAUUGAAUUACUGAAAUGGAACCUUGGACUUACGAAAUAAUAUGCAAUCGAUAGAAAAAUUGUUAGAAAACAUCUUUAUAGUUUGAAAUUCGAAUAAAAAAAGGAGUUUCUGAUUUGGAAAAA
Messenger RNA from Belonocnema kinseyi, 1180 nucleotides. RefSeq names its product protein PYRICULARIA ORYZAE RESISTANCE 21-like. Gene Ontology annotation, biological process: mitochondrial electron transport, cytochrome c to oxygen. The transcript is spliced from 3 exons. Gene Ontology annotation, molecular function: enzyme regulator activity. Gene Ontology annotation, cellular component: mitochondrial inner membrane. Lineage: Eukaryota; Metazoa; Arthropoda; Insecta; Hymenoptera; Cynipidae. The coding region runs from base 173 to 1063 and encodes 296 amino acids. The record is from RefSeq and is a predicted model, not a curated record.